Molecule: messenger RNA, 1211 nt
Organism: Anastrepha obliqua
Lineage: Eukaryota; Metazoa; Arthropoda; Insecta; Diptera; Tephritidae
Product: ribonuclease H1-like
Exons: 4
Coding region: 112-864 (250 amino acids)
Biological process (GO): DNA replication, removal of RNA primer
Molecular function (GO): magnesium ion binding; nucleic acid binding; RNA-DNA hybrid ribonuclease activity
Source: RefSeq, a predicted model, not a curated record
UCACGUACGCUCUGAUGGGCGCAAUCUUCUUUCUUAAAGAAUAAAAACGCAAUACUUGGCGGGUGCAGUGAAAUUUGAAUAUUAAAAUUUAUAAUAAUAAAAUUUUUGUAAAUGUCUUUCUACGCUGUAGCAAACGGUCGGCGAACAGGUGUGUUUGAGACUUGGGCAGAAUGUAAGCAGGAAGUGAACAAAUUUAGCGGCGCAAUUUACAAGAAAUUUCCAUCCAAGUUGGAAGCCGACAAAUUUGUGGAUAAUUAUCUAAAAUCUAACAAAAUCAAACAAGAGGAACCCGAUUAUAUUCCUCUACAAACUACACCACAUACUAUGUGGUUUGAGGAUACUGAGGGUGAUAAAGAGUUGCUAGAAGCAUUUGAUGCAUUAAAGGAAUAUCCAGAUGUUAAUUCGAAGCCAAUUAUAACAGGCGGGGGGGAAAUUAAACAGGACCCCAGUGGAAAUAUAAAUACUGUAGACAAAGAUGGAUAUGUAGAUGUGUACGUUGGUGGAAAUAGCGAAAAUGUUGGCCAAUGGAAUUGUACGGCUGGCUAUGGUAUAUACUUUGGGAGAAAUCAUCCUCUUAAUGUAACUGAAGCCGCAUCAGGUCGCAUGACUCGGAAUGUUGAAGCAGCAAUUGCAGCAAUUGAGAGCGCCCAAAGGGUUGGUAUACCGAAACUACGCUUGCACACUAGGUCGGAGUUCUUGCUGAAUGCUGUGGCUUCUUGGAUGAAUAUAUGGAAACGAAAUGGCUGGCGAAACAAGAAUGGUAAAGUGGUACAAAACCGGAAACAAUUUGAAAAGCUAGAUGCUCUCCUCAAUGACAAUUCAAUUGACAUAAAAUGGUCUGAUGCGCGUAAGGAAUCGGAAUAAUUAUUAUUCGACAAUUAUUGAAUAAUGUCAAACAUUCGUCUAAUACUUGUUUCCGUUUAUAGCAGUGCAACAAUAGAGUACUCAAUCGCAUUUUUGAAAUGCCAUGGUUUUUGAAGUAUUUUUCAUUAUUUGUGAUUUCUUGUAAUUAUUAAUAAUAACGCAUUUUUUAGAAGUUCAGAAAGUACUCAUUUAUUAGUACCAAUGUACGAUGUAUGAAACUUAUUUUCGAUAUUUCUUUACAAAAACACUUGGUCUACAUAUUGUAAAUUAUUUAAUCUAGAUAAAUAGCCGUUGUUUUUAAAAUUGAUUUAUGUGGGAACUCCGACCUGAAAACUUUCAUAGGCAAC